Megalobrama amblycephala (Wuchang bream) is the source of this 1939-nucleotide messenger RNA. Its product is annotated as CMP-N-acetylneuraminate-beta-galactosamide-alpha-2,3-sialyltransferase 1-like. Bases 293 to 1270 code for a protein of 325 amino acids. The record is from RefSeq and is a predicted model, not a curated record. Lineage: Eukaryota; Metazoa; Chordata; Actinopteri; Cypriniformes; Xenocyprididae. The transcript has 7 exons. Gene Ontology annotation, molecular function: beta-galactoside (CMP) alpha-2,3-sialyltransferase activity.
UUGAGUCAUGUCAUAUGCCGUAAUCAAAACCCAUGAGAGCAGUAGGUGGAUUAACCAGUGUUACCGGGGGAAUGGAGUCACUCACAAGCUCCACCCAUCCAAUGACACCUAAAUAAAACACAGUUUCCAUUAGGUGUACUCCACACACCCCAUCAGCAGAGUCUUACCACGCGCAUGACUACAUCUAAUAAACCAAGAUUUGACAAAGCACCACGUUGAGGAGUCUGUGGAAUACAUUAACAAAAAAGUAGGUCUAUUUCUGUUUGAAGUGACAAAACCUCAAACAUCACUGAUGGCUGUGCGACUGAAACAUCACCGCUACAUCACCGCGCUCCUGGGCUCCUCAGCCAUCCUGUCAUUCCUGUACUUUCAAAACUCAUCAAUGGUUUUGAUGGACAGUUCUCACGGUUUAGUCUCAGAGCGAGCUCCGUGCGCAUGCGGGAACUGUGUGACAGACCAAGGAAAUAGUAGAUGGUUCAGUGACCGUUAUAAACCCACCGUUCCACUUCUGCUCAACAGCAACAACAGUGUUUUACAUGCAAACGUCUCCAGGUGGUGGAAGGAGCUUCAAGAUGUACCAAAUGUCAGCAACUACACAGAUGUGGUGGACCAGCUGUUUUCUCUCUUCCCCGAUGAAGAACACUACUCAGAUGCUGGUCCAGAUCGCUGCAGAACCUGUGCGGUGGUGGGAAACUCUGGGAACCUCCUGGGAUCUCACUAUGGGCCUCUCAUAGAUUUCCAUGACUUUGUCAUAAGAAUAAAUAAAGGCCCAACAAAAGAUUAUGAGAAGGAUGUAGGAUCUAAAACCACUCACCGGAUUAUGUAUCCUGAGAGCGCCAUGGACUUGGACAACUCCACCCAUCUGGUGCUUUUUCCCUUUAAGAUUCUGGACAUGCAGUGGCUUUUCAGUGCUUUCACCACUAAGGACAUAACACAAACAUACACAGAAGUUCCAUCAACAAUCAAAGCAAAUAAGGACAAGGUGAUGAUCCUCCACCCUGAAUUCAUGAGAUAUGUACAUGAUAACUGGGCAGAAGGUCACGGCAGAUAUCCAUCUACUGGAUUCUUAACGCUGAUAUUCGCUCUUCACAUCUGUGAUGAGGUGAAUGUUUUUGGGUUUGGAGCUACAAAUGACGGAAACUGGCAUCAUUAUUUUGAUGAAACUUUGACUCCAUUUGAAAAUGAUUCUCAUGCUGGAGACUUUGAAAAUAAAACAAUCAGUCGGCUCCAACAGGAAAAGAAGAUUUUGUUGUACAGGGGUUGGACAUGAAGCAGGUUCUUGGAGAAACUCUACCGUUGUACUGCACAUUGCGAUUAUUGAAUUUUGCCGAUUUGUGCGGCAGAGACUUUAAGGUCAUAUUCAUCUUGAGAGGUGCAAGAGAUCAACUUUUCUGAAGCUGAGCUCCACUAUCAGCAUCAACUGAAACUGUGGCAUUAGCGGAUUGAUUUUUCGGUCCUGCUUUAUAUUGGGUGCCUUUACUAUGUACUAACAUUUAAAUUAAUUAUGGUGUACAUAAUGUUUUUUCAUUGUAGCUAUAUUUAAAAAAAUAAUGCAUUAAUUAUAUUUAUUUUUUAUUUGUGUGUGUGUGUGUAAGUACAGUUAAAGACACUAAAUAUAAAGUGUGACCCAUUUUCUUUUGUUUAGCCAGUCAGGAUGUUCGAACACCACAGACUUUUCUGGGAAACUGACUCACAAAUGUGUUGUGGGUUUUUUUCUGAAUAUUAACCUGGAGUAGCAGGGCUCCAGACUAACAUUUGAGGGCAGUAGCCCCGGUGCCACUAAGUUUUACAGAUGGCAGCACCAACACCUGAUUUGUUAGCACUACUAUAUUAUCAUACUGAACUGACUGAUACCUUGAGUGAUUAUAAAAGGAGUGUUCUUUACUUACUUUCUGUGUAAUUCACUCGCAAUUUGAAAUAAAAAUUUUGUUUUUCUUGA